Messenger RNA from Saccostrea echinata, 1408 nucleotides. RefSeq lists its product as uncharacterized. Bases 160 to 1365 code for a protein of 401 amino acids. The record is from RefSeq and is a predicted model, not a curated record. NCBI's taxonomy places the organism in Eukaryota, Metazoa, Mollusca, Bivalvia, Ostreida, Ostreidae. Gene Ontology annotation, cellular component: chromosome; cytoplasm; nucleus. The transcript has 2 exons. Gene Ontology annotation, biological process: double-strand break repair via homologous recombination. Gene Ontology annotation, molecular function: nucleic acid binding; ATP binding; 3'-5' DNA helicase activity.
UUUAUAAGAGAAACUGUAAAAGCUGUUGGCUUUAAAAAGCCUUUAAAGGAAGAGCAAGUUUUGUGUUUGUCUUACAUUUUAGAAGGUAAAGACAUAUUGGCGAUUCUUCCCACUGGUUAUGGGAAAAGCUUAAUUUUUCAAUUAGCUCCUCAAGUAAUUAUGCGGAGCAGGAACAUUCCGGCCUCCAAAAGUGUAGGUUUAAUAAUUACACCAUUGAACAGUAUAAUGCUCAAUCAAAUACAGGCCUUACAUUCAAUGGGAAUAUCAGCAUGUUCCUUGGACUACUCUUGUAGUAAGGCCCAGACAUUUCAAUACGACAGGGACAGUGAUGAGAGCGGGGAUGAUGCUGACUACUGUGACAGUCAAAUCUUGACAACUGCCCCUAUUUCAGAUAUACUGGAAGGGAAGUAUUCCCUUAUCUAUGCACACCCCGAGGCACUGCUUAGCUGUGCUCAAGGCGAAAGACUGCUAAAGCAACUUCAGAAAAGUGAAAUGCUUGUUUGCAUUGCAAUUGAUGAGGCUCACAUCAUACUAGAAUGGGGAGCUGAAUUCCGAAAGGAUUUUUCCAGGAUAGGAGAAAAUUUGUUGUCAAGAUUUCCAGACAUUCCUGUUAUGGUGUUCACUGCCACGGCUCCUCCAAAGGCUCAACAGCUAAUUAUAAGGAAUCUUAAUCUCCGAAAUCCCCAAAUUAUUUCCAUUAACCCUGACAGGCCAAACAUAAAAUACAGCAAUAUUAUGCGACCACCAUCUAGCCAAACUGAGGAGCAUUUAGAAGAGAUUUUAAUACCAAUUGUGGAGGGGCUUGCCACUGAGAAGCAAAACUACCCGUUAACUAUUAUGUAUACAGAUACAAGUGUUAUAAGCUACUGUUAUACAUAUCUAGAAAAGAAUUUGGGCAACAGACAGUACAUUGGUGACUCUAUUCCUGAAAACAGAAUCUUUGCACAAUACCACCAAACCUAUACCGACAAAAUGAAAUCUUUCAUUGUGCAGGAAAUAUGCAAAUCUAAUAGCAGAAUUCGAUUUGUGAUGUGCACUGUAGCACUAGGAAUGGGACUGAAUGCCUUGCAUGUCAGACAUGUUAUUCACUACAAGCCUCCAACAACAAUUGAAAGAUAUUUCCAAGAGACUGGCAGAGCAGGACGGGAUGGAGAACCCAGCUAUGCUACCCUUUACUACAACAACACUGACAUCAGAUCAAACCGACCAGGGAUUGACAAAGCAAUAGUAAAAUAUUGCAAAAACACAUCUUCUUGCAAGAGAGCUGUGAUGCUAGAGUGUUUUGGUUUUCAACCUAUUCAGGAAAAUCAAAAUUGUUGUGACUUUUGUGAUUCAAAUCAUGGCCAGGAAGCUUCAAGUGACUGAAGUUGAAGUGAAACAUAUAUCCUCUAAGAAUCAUACCUCAAGU